Molecule: messenger RNA, 2066 nt
Organism: Pichia membranifaciens NRRL Y-2026
Lineage: Eukaryota; Fungi; Ascomycota; Pichiomycetes; Pichiales; Pichiaceae
Exons: 1
Coding region: 234-1943 (569 amino acids)
Biological process (GO): transmembrane transport
Cellular component (GO): membrane
Molecular function (GO): transmembrane transporter activity
Source: RefSeq, a predicted model, not a curated record
CAGUUGGCUUUUGCAAGGGCCUAGCGGGUUUUUCUUUUUAACCGCCCUGGGGAAAAUUUCCUUUUCUGACACAUUUUUUCAGAUGAACUUUUCACUUGCUUAAAAAGAGACGGAGAAUCCAGUCCCGAUGCAAAAGACCGGGAGGGGCUACCAGGAUGGGUGGUUGCGCUGGUGGCGGACGGUUUGGCAUCUCAGACUAGAUAUUGGAGGUAUACAACAAGCAGUAACACAACAUGUCCUGUGUUCUCACUCCCUGGUCAAGACUCAAGUGGGGCAUCUUUCCCGUCGAAAGGGUGGUGGAAGAGCCACAAGGAUCAGAAGACAGAUCCACACACGUUGUCUACAGCAAGGAGAAAGACUCGGAGUCGUUUGCCUCGCAGACGGAGUCAUUGGAGAGUAGUCCUUCGGAUACCAUCGAGUACAGAAGAAGCAGUGACAGAAAAUGGUACCACUUCUUUGACGAAUACGAGUUCCGUCAAUCAAAGAAGGUCAGAAGCACGCACAAGUGGUACCAUUGGUUCAACGAGAACGACACUCCUGCAGAGAAGAAGUUGAUUUUGAAGCUCGACGUGUUGUUGUGCUUCUACUCCAUGAUGGCAUAUUGGGUGAAGUACUUGGACCAGACCAACCUUAACAACGCCUACGUCAGUGGUCUCAAGGAAAGUAUCGACAUGAAGGGUAACGACCUUGUCCACACCCAGGCCGUCUUCACGGUCGGUGCCAUUGUUUUCCAAAUUCCAUUCAUGUACAUCCUAUACAAGGUUCCUCUCAGUUACGUUUUGCCAAUUCUGGAUAUCUGCUGGAGUUGUUUCACUCUUGGUUCCUACAAGGCAACAAACGUCCCACAUUUACAGGCAAUGAGAUUCUUUGUCGGUGUUUUUGAAGCCCCAGGCUACUUGGCAUAUCAGUAUCUUUUUGGAAGUUGGUACAAGGUGGACGAGAUCACCCGUCGUUCCAUGGUUUACUACAUCGGCCAGUAUCUUGGUGUUUUAACAUCUGGCUUAUUGCAAGCAUCUAUCUACAACUCCUUGAACAUGGUCAAUGGUCUCGAAGGUUGGCGUUGGAUGUUCAUUAUCGACGCUAUUAUCUCCUUUGCUGUGGGUAUCAUCGGUUUCUAUGCCAUCCCGGGCACUCCAAAGCAAUGUUACUCCAUCUUCUUGACUGAUGAAGAAAUCCUGCUUGCUAGAAAGAGAUUGAACAAGAACAACACUGCAAUUGAUGUCACCGAACAAAGAUCCUUCUUUGACAAGAAGCUUUGGAAGAAAGUGUUUACCUCGUGGCACGUAUACGUCCUGACGCUCUGGAACAUCUUCUGUUGGAAUAACAACAACGGUACCUCUGGUGCAUACUUGCUUUGGUUGAAGUCUUUGAAGAGAUAUAGUGUUGGGAAGGUCAAUCAAUUGAGUGCAGCAACUCCUGCUGUGGGUAUCCUCUGGUUGAUCCUCACUGGUUGCUACGCUGAUUUGUUCCACUCACGUUGGCAAGCCAUCAUUUGGUCCCAGGUUCUUAAUAUCAUUGGAAAUGUCAUCUUAGCUGUUUGGUAUGUCCCAGAAGGUGCAAAAUGGUUUGCAUUUAUUCUUCAAUACACUGGUUGGGCAAUGGCCCCGGUCUUAUACUCGUGGAUGAAUGAUAUCUGUCGUGAAGAUCCACAAUAUAGGGCCAUCAUCUUGGUCAUUAUGAACAUUAUGGCACAGACUUCUGUGGCAUGGAUCUCAGUCUUGGUUUGGAAAACUGUCGAAGCUCCACGCUACUUGAAGGGUUUUACUUUCACUGCAUGCAGUGCAUUCAGUUUGAGUGUUUGGACCUUUGUUGUUCUCUAUUAUUACAAACGUCAAGAAAGACAAAAUGCAGCAAAGAAUGGUAUCAUCCUGGUGUCUGAUGACCACAACGAGAUCGAAAAUGCACAUGGUGCUGAGGAGAUUGAUGAGGUCAAUCGCUCCUGAAUAUAUUUGACUCCAAUCUGAUCUUUCAAUCCCAUUCACGAUUGGAAAUAUACAGCUUUUUAAUAGACUUCUUAAUUUAAUAAUAAUCUUAAUACAGUAUUGCUUUACUCAACUUAAGAGAGG